Molecule: messenger RNA, 1461 nt
Organism: Diutina rugosa
Lineage: Eukaryota; Fungi; Ascomycota; Pichiomycetes; Serinales; Debaryomycetaceae
Product: glycosyltransferase family 15 protein
Exons: 1
Coding region: 1-1461 (486 amino acids)
Biological process (GO): cell wall mannoprotein biosynthetic process; protein N-linked glycosylation
Cellular component (GO): Golgi apparatus; membrane
Molecular function (GO): alpha-1,2-mannosyltransferase activity
Source: RefSeq, a predicted model, not a curated record
AUGGCCAGGCUUAGUGUCCGCGUGCUUGUGCCAAGCCUCUUGCUAUGUGGCGUGGGGCUCUGGUAUUUCUUGAGUCUACGGGCGCUGCCCCACGCCAAGCUGAUACGCGAGACCCUGUUUGACUCCAACAACGACCUGGUGUUCUUCCCCGGGUGCCAGGUGCCUGUCGCCAACGACGCCCCCCGCCAGAAUGCGGCGCUAGUGAUGCUUGCCCGUAAUUCUGACGUCGACGGCGUCAUCAGGAGUAUAGACUCGUUGGAACAGCAUUUCAACCAGUGGUUUAAUUACCCGUGGGUACUUUUGAAUGAUGAGCCGUUCACUGAAGAAUUCAAGCAGCGAGUGAGCCCUCAUACGGCUAACAUCACUUACCACUUAAUCCCUCAAGAACACUGGCAAUUCCCCGAAAAUGUUGAUGAACAGGAGAUGGUUGAAGCGUUUAAUCAACAGGCCGAUCGCGGGAUCCUUUACGGCGCGUUUAAGUCGUACCACCAAAUGUGUCGCUACUACUCGUACAACUUUUAUAAGCACCCAGCGGUGGCCGAACUUGAAUGGUACUGGCGGGUAGAGCCCGACGUCGAGUUCUUUUGCGAUAUCACGUACGAUCCGUUUGAAGAGAUGGCUAAGCAUAAAAAGAAGUACGGAUUUAACGUGUUGAUGCAGGACUUAUUCUACACUCUUCCUGGUCUCUACCGCACGGUAGCAUCGUACAUGAAACAAGAAGAUAUCCGAGUCCGUGAUCAGCGGCUCUGGCACAUGUUUAUGUUUGACGAUACUCGCCUCCACCUGUCGCUGGGCAAAUGGGACCCCAACGACUUUUCAGGGAACGUCAAUGAAGUGAGACGCCAAAUGAAGCAAAAGCUUUUGCAUCGUCGACUUGUGGCAGCAUCGUCCAAGGACUGGGCCAAGUUCCAACCGCUACUUAAUCAGGUGGCCCAGCAGGCUGGCACCCACCACCGCAAACUAUACCCGGACCGGUUCAAUGGCUACGACUACAAUUGGGGCCACUUCUGGACGAAUUUCGAGAUUGCUCGCGUCGACGUAUUCACCUCCGACAAGUACCGCAAAUAUUAUGACUACAUCGACAAGCUGGGUGGUUUCUGGCGCGAGCGCUGGGGCGAUGCUCCCGUGCGUCUGUUGGCGUUAGCCAUGCUUCUCACCGUUGACGAGAUCCACUACUUCCGUGACAUUGGCUACCGCCACCUGGACAUGUCUCACUGUCCGAUAAACGAUGACGGUAGUGGCCACCCCGCUCACAUUGGUUGUAACUGUAAGUGUACGUGGAGACACCAAGACCUUGAGGAGCGAGGAUCAUACAUGUAUAAACGGUGGAAACGUGCCACUCAGGACGGGUACAGUGUGCCGUUACUGAUCAACUUGGACGAUAUGGAGCGUGAGCUUCAAAGUCGGAUCGAUAAGGAUUUGAACCGUGGCGCUCACCUCUUCGAGUUGAUUGAUCAAUAA